This is a messenger RNA of Hermetia illucens (black soldier fly), 2125 nucleotides long. RefSeq names its product putative fatty acyl-CoA reductase CG8306. The record is from RefSeq and is a predicted model, not a curated record. Gene Ontology annotation, biological process: long-chain fatty-acyl-CoA metabolic process. Gene Ontology annotation, cellular component: peroxisome. The coding region runs from base 329 to 1894 and encodes 521 amino acids. NCBI's taxonomy places the organism in Eukaryota, Metazoa, Arthropoda, Insecta, Diptera, Stratiomyidae. Gene Ontology annotation, molecular function: alcohol-forming very long-chain fatty acyl-CoA reductase (NADP+) activity. The transcript is spliced from 9 exons.
CCGCUUAGAUCUGCGUCUUCUCUUUCUACCUGUGUCUGGCGGUGGCCCCGGUUGGGUUGACGUUUCUCGGCUUACCUUCUACGCGCUCUCAAUUGCCUUGGGUUGAAUCCCGUUCGAAGUCAUUAUACGCAGUACCGUUCGCCGUGUUGGACGCGUUUGCCCUGUGUCGUGCGAAGAGGCCCGGAUUAAAUCUUUAACUAAAGUGAAAGCGCAGUUCUGUCGCGCCGAAGAAUUCGAUUCUAAAUUCGUGUUCAACUGUCAGCGGUUAACUCCUCGAUUAAGUGACAUUUUGUGAUUGUGUGGGUGUUGGAAUAGUUUCAGCGGAACGAUGGCGGAAAAUGCUUCCAAGUCCAAAGUUCGCGAAUUCUACGCGGGAAAAAAUAUCUUUAUAACUGGCGGAACUGGAUUCCUGGGUUUGGCAUUGAUCGAAAAAAUUUUACGCGACAUUCCAAAUGUCGGUAAUUUGUACCUCUUGAUGAGACCAAAGAAAAAUAAAACCAUUCACGAACGCUUAGAAGAUUUAACAAAGAAUCCAGUCUUCGACGUCCUCCUGAAAGGCUCCUCUCCCGAAAUUUUCAAGAAAUUAGUGCCAAUUCAUGGUGAUGUUGGAGAAGAAGAUCUCGGCAUAUCAACAGAUGAUCGAAACUUACUCAUCGAUAAUAUCAACGUUGUCAUCCACUCUGCUGCAACAUUGGACUUUCAGCAAUCCCUGAAGCCCACUGUCAAUAUCAAUUUGUUGGGGACAAGACGAGUUAUGGAAUUGUGUAUGCAAGCGAAGAAUUUAGAGGCUAUGGUUCAUGUAUCGAGUGCAUACGCAAACUCCUUCCAUUUGGAAACACAAGAAAUUCUAUAUGACCUUCUAGGCGAUGCCGAGCACAUUAUUGAGCUUGUAAAGACCCUAGAUGAGAAGCAGCUCGAGGAGCUAGAACCCAAACUAUUGAAAGAACAUCCAAACACAUACACGUUUACAAAACACUUCGCUGAGCAUGAAGUGAAUAAAUGUGCGGAUCGAUUGCCCUGUGGAAUUGUACGACCUAGCAUGAUAACGGCUGCAUGGAAAGAGCCAGUCCCAGGAUGGACAAAUUCAAAGAACGGUCCUCAAGGAUUCUUCAUGGGGGCAUCACGUGGUGUCGUCCGACGGCUGCCACUUGCAACCAACCUUAUAUAUGAUUAUAUUCCCAUUGACGUUGUCAUUAACCAAGUUUUAGUUACGGGACAAUACGUAAACAGUUUGAAAAGAGAAGCCGCACCAAAUACGCCGCUCCAAAUUUCUAUUUUCCACUGCACUUCGAGUUCAUACAAGCCCUUCCGGUGGGAAUCAGUUAAGGACAAAGUAAAUGGCAUGAUGCAUAGAUAUCCAUUAAAAUCUGCCAUUUGGUAUCCACAUCUUAAGUUUGUCCAAAGCUUGUUCCUAUUUAAAGUGUCGGCGAUAUUCAUUCACUUCCUCCCGGGGCUCAUACUUGACGGUAUUACUAAAGUGUGUGGCGGUAGACCGAUUUUGAUACGAUUGCAUACAAACGUUUGGAAAUCUCUGAAACUACUGGAGAAAUUCAUUUUCACUGAGUGGAACUUCGACAACAAGAAAACUCUGGCCCUAGCGAAAUCAAUGUCUCAAGUUGACAAAGAGGUGUUCGGUUUCGAUAUUGGCGAGUUGAAAUGGGAGAGUUACUUUGAAAGUAUGAUGGUAGGAGUUCGCCAGUAUUUGAGCCACGAACAUCCAAAAACACUGGAAGCUGCUCGAAAGAAGGAUAAAGUUUUAUUAUUUUUGCACGUUUUCCUUCAACUGUUCAUCUAUUUCUUGAUCUGGUGGGCGACAACCGCUUUAGUUGGAUCGACGUUCUCAAAAACUGGACUGGUCGUACCAAUCGCGUAUGUAUUGCUCGGGUUGUUGUAAGCGGAGACUUCGCAUUUUUUUGUUUUGUUUUCGUCGUAUUAUUAACAUGUACUUAAGAGGUAGAUUUAAGAGUCUUUUUGUUCAUGGUGGCGAAAAAGAAUAUUUGUACUACUUCAUUUCGAAGUAAAUUUCCAUUUAUACUUUGAAAAUCUCAUAUUUACCGUAAUUUUGUCAUAUAGAAAAGGGAAAAUUGUUAUUGAAUAAAUAAUAUGUUGCUUUACAUAAGAGUAA